Messenger RNA from Trichomonas vaginalis G3, 511 nucleotides. RefSeq lists its product as uncharacterized. Gene Ontology annotation, molecular function: DNA binding. The record is from RefSeq and is a predicted model, not a curated record. NCBI's taxonomy places the organism in Eukaryota, Parabasalia, Trichomonadida, Trichomonadidae. The transcript has a single exon. The annotation marks the transcript as partial.
AUGACAGUCGAAGCAAAAACGUUCACGAACAAAUCUAAUGGCGAAACAUUCACAAAAGGCACUUACAACGGUAUUGAAGUCUUACGUAGAGACAAGGAUGGUUAUAUAAAUGCAACAAAGAUAUGUCAGCAGUUUAGGAAAGACUUUAGAAGGUUGUUGGAAAAUAAGUCCUGGGAAGAGUAUUUUAAGGCAUUUUGUGAAGAAUAUACCAACCCGCGGAAAACAGCGGGUUGCUUUUUAUACAAAAUUCAUGCAGGAAUUCCGGAUGAAAUCAAACAGGUUAGAGGAAUGUAUGUAGACCCAAGACUCGUAAACUAUAUAGCAAUGUGGGCUUCUCCAAAAUAUUGCAUAGCAGUUGGAAAAAUUCUGGACUCCAUAGACAAGAAAGUUCAUGAGAAAUUAGAUGAAGAAGAACUCGAAGAUACAGUGGAGAAUGCAAAACCUUUGUUUGAAGAAGAAGUUAGAAAAAUGUGCGAAAAACAAAUAGAACAUGAACGUGAGAUAUGUUCUG